AUGAUUGUGCCAACACAACUCAAUUUGCAUGAUAAAACUCAUAUCGAAAUAUUUGAGUUCUUGUUAUGGGCAUCUGCCUUAAAAUUAAGUUUACCUCCACACUUGCACGUAAUACCUGACUUGCUAUCCGUUCAGUUUCUGGCUUAUCAAGUUACAAAAAACUUUAAAAAAUUCCAAAGCGUCUCUUCUGUUUUCUGA
Clunio marinus is the source of this 198-nucleotide messenger RNA. NCBI's taxonomy places the organism in Eukaryota, Metazoa, Arthropoda, Insecta, Diptera, Chironomidae. The record is from the annotation of a GenBank genome assembly.